AUGGAGGAGAGGCCAAGAGGAUGCGACAGAGGGCAUUUAUUAUCUAUGAUGCAUGAAUGUGCGGAAAUUGAAUUUCUGACUAUAAUUCUCCGUGUCCGGCCAGCCGGCCAGGAGAAGCAGUUGUGUGGUCGUACUAAUAAAAUUUGGGCUCAGCCUCAUGGACCUGACCUACGUAGAACCAUUUUGGAUCGAUGGAUUCUUUCCUUUCAAAGACAACAAAAGAAAGAAGAAAUAAAAGACAACUUAAAUGGAAGGUUGGGCUUUGAGCCCGAGUGGAUAAACAUGGAUGCAUCCGCAGCUGUGCUUAAAUCGCUGAUGAAAUCCACUCCCACCGUACCUAGAGCUUAG
Dovyalis caffra is the source of this 348-nucleotide messenger RNA. NCBI's taxonomy places the organism in Eukaryota, Viridiplantae, Streptophyta, Magnoliopsida, Malpighiales, Salicaceae. The record is from the annotation of a GenBank genome assembly.